UUUAUCACCAAACAGCCAACCUCUCUUCACCCAACCUAAUUUGUGCUGACCUCGUCUCCGAUAUAUAGAUUCGUCAAAAUACCCCUCAUAUCCUUCUUUCUAGCGGAGACGAGACGCCAGUUUCGACGAGACUGACUUACCAUGAUUCAUCGAUAGGGUACUCUCCCCAUUCAACCCUCGUCGCCGAAAGCCAUCAAUGUGACCCGACGUUGCAAGCCAUGUCUCCGUCAGUCGCUUCUAGUACCGCCCCUGUGGGUUCAGGGAUAUUCAUGAUCAUUGCUCUCCUAGUCAUAUCGAUUUUGGUUCUUCUUCUCCUAAGACAUUAUUUGCCAUUGCGCUCGACUCCGGCCUUCCUAUCUCUCCCCGUCUUUCUAGCUCUUGCCCUACCCGCAAGCGUGGUUUUACUUGUUCCUAUUGAUCUUACAUCGAGCACAAAGGGGGAUGAACCGAGUUCGGGGAUAUGGCUCCCCCCGCGCGUGAUGCUUGUUUCGUGGAGGAUUGCUUAUUGGUUGACAUUUGUGAUGACUUGGGUGAUUUUGCCUUUGCUCGGCGAAUACGUUGAUUCCGGAUAUCGCACUCCGAAAGACCGUAUCCUAUACUCGCUGCGCUCGAAUGGGCGGUAUCAAUUGAUUGUUCUUGGAUCUGGUAUCGCAGGACUCGUCUACAUAUCUAUACAGAAUGGGUUUGACUUCACAUCUAUCAAAGCCCUCGUUAUGGCUCUGGCUUAUUUCUGGGGAUUGGCACUUGCAAUAUACCUUAUGGGUCAUGGCUUGGUGGUGAUCCCUCGCACUCUAAUAAGGAAUGCAAACCCUGGCAACAAACUUAGGAGGCUUCAAGCCCGCGCCCCUCGAAUAUACGAUCGCCUAACAGAUUCCAUGGCUGACCUUGAAGACCUUGAAUUUCAAGUAUCCCAGUUACGCAAGAGGAAAACAGGCGUUCCGCAUGAUUUACAAGAAUGGAUUGACGAACUAGUUGAUAUGACCAGUAUUCCCGAAUCAAGGCUUCGGGCAUCUGCUAGCGCCAACGACUCACGAUUGAGUGUGCCGUCCAUAAUCACCACGCGAUAUCUCGCAGAUAUCACCAGACGCCUGGGUCGAGCGCGCCAUCAAAAUGCGCGUUUCACCAAUGCCUGGGAGCGGCUUGUUAGGGAAGCUGCUGAUACCCAAUCAAUUAUUGAUUCUUCUGCUUCCAAAAGGCUCGAAUUCUCUCUUCCUUCAUUUCGAUCUUCUCCGAAUAAGUCAGUCACAUAUAUGACCCCCACUGUACGAUACUAUAUCCACGUACAUAUUCUACCAGCUGCGAGGCUGAUUCUCGCGGGUUUCUUCUCAUUGGCGUCUGCCUGUGUUGUCUGGUCUGAAAUCGUCAAAUCUUUUGCCCCUAGAGUUUCUAUUGUCACCCUUUCUGUUGUCCACAAUCCCACAAAAUCUGAACCAAUUGGGUUCUUAGGCCAAGUUGCAUCUGCAGCAUGGAUUUUUUACAUGUGCUCAGCCGCAUUUGUUGGCAUCACGGAUGCCAGAGUUUGGGGCAACCGGGCUCUCGUCCCACGAAACACCUAUAGCGAAAGCGCCUGUUGGUAUGCAGGCCAAAUUGCGAAGCUUACAGUUCCACUUUCUUACAACUUUCUUACAUUCCUUCCUCAAGACAUCCAGAAGAAAACCACCUUUUACCACUUCCUUGGGCGCCUAAUCAAUCUAACGCCACUAGGCAAGGGCUUUGAUUACGCUUUUCCAAUUUUCAUAUUGAUACCCGUUUGCGCAACAUUAUUCAACUUGUACGGACGAGUUAAACGCUGGUUUGAUUUCGGUUUGCUCGAGGAUGAGGAUGAGAAUGUGACACUCAAUGAUAGUGGGUUUGGAGUCGGGGGCUGGCGGGAAGGCCGGGAACUGAUAGAGAGGGAGCUAAGUGGGCCCGGCUCUCUAGGCCUUUCGUCACAGGCGGCGGCUUCGGUAUAUGGGCGAACAGCAUCUGCGCCUUCCAGUCGUCCUACAAUAUGGGUGCCGCCCGCAGAUCGCCCAAGAACCCAAGGUCAAGGACCAACAGGCAGGCCUACCUCCACGACUCGCACACCAACAGUCGCGCCAGAGGAAGACGAAGAGGAUGAGAAUUUCUUCCAGUCAUUCGCGCACCGGGUCCGAAACACCUUUGAAACGGCUAGCACUCCACAGUGGUUCCGUGGGGAUAAUGUUAGCAUCCAGCGGCCUAGGUGGCUCGGAGGUCAGGAGCCCGAAGAAGGGAAUAAUACUACAUCCGGACUUGGGAGAUGGUUUGGUGGGAGACCCUCAGAAGGGCAGGUGCGAAUAUGAACUUUGAAGCCGAGAGAUCUAGAAGAUCAGUCUUCUGUAUUGACAGGGAGAAUGGAUGCCUGCCACUCGCUUGUGGGCCACUGACGUUAUUGCUGUUUUGUUUCGACUGGCAAUUUAGUACCGCUUUGUAGAACAUAGAAUGUAUGUCCAGCAUAAUAAUUCAUAUUUACUCCGUGCG
Molecule: messenger RNA, 2481 nt
Organism: Blastomyces gilchristii SLH14081
Lineage: Eukaryota; Fungi; Ascomycota; Eurotiomycetes; Onygenales; Ajellomycetaceae
Product: LMBR1 domain-containing protein
Exons: 2
Coding region: 219-2303 (694 amino acids)
Cellular component (GO): membrane
Source: RefSeq, a predicted model, not a curated record